UUUCACGUCCGCAUAUUUCAUGAUUUGAAAAUAGACAGAAUUCAUAGAGAUGUUAAGAAUUCCAACCAGAAAGCAAACUGCCUCAUGGUAAACGGCUCUAGAGUAAAACGCGUUCGCAGACUUAUCUGGUAAAUUGCCCGUAAAAUAAAAAUAAAAAGCGAAAAAAAACUAACAAACAAGCAAUAAAACAAAACAAAAGAGAAUAAUGAAAACAGUUCCUUCAAGGGUAAAAAAUCAGAUCCAUGAGACGAGAUGAAAGCAGAAAAGAACAUUUUCAAAAAUCGAUGAACAUCAUGGGUGAAAGUCUCACUUAAAGCGAAACUGACGGAAGGAUACUAACAUACUCUACCCACGGCCACUGUUUUAACUUGAAAUCUCGUUGGCUUGAAGGCUUGUUGUUGAUACAAUAUAGCUCGAAGUAUGCUUUUGAAUUUUGACAAGUUCAUCAAAAAUAUAUCUCAUGUGAGUGAGCUAAACUGCCAAUAAUAUAUUAAAAACUCUGAAAUUCUGAAAUUCUAACAAAUUAUCAGAGCUCCSGACAAGCACAUUUGAAACUGCAGUAUGCCAAUACGACAUCAUUAAAUGACAUUUUUGUUUUCAGAAAAUCUAUGCGAAGAAAAAAAUGUUCUUAACUCUGGUUGGAAUUCUGCUCCUAACAGGGAAAUUACAACCUUCAGACGCCAGAAAUACCACAGCAGACGCCAUUGUUAACGGAUCUAGUAUUUGCGGACAAGGAUAUGUCUAUGUCUCAAAAAGAAUUCAAAAUUCCACUAUGAUUACAAGACAAACUGUGUGGUUUGAAGCUGRCUAUUAUUCAUCCAUUGCUAGAAUCGCAAAAGUUGCAUGCAAAAUGGCGGGCUACAAAGGACCUUCCUCUCCUUCAAUGGCUGGUUACUACGUGCUGAAUGGUUGGAGAUGGAUGAAUCGCAAUGAUCAAAGUAAUCUAAGGAUUUGGUCUUGUACAGGAAACGAAGCUUCAUUGCUACAAUGUGAUAACCCAGUAUAUCCACGUUAUCCAUUGCUGGUGAAUUGUUUACCUCCGAGUAAGUUUGAGUGUUGUAAAUGCCUUAUCACGAGGACAGGAAGAAGGGGUGUAUAAUGGUGCACGGUAGUUGUUGGGAGUGGGGAGGCYUGGGUCAAUUCUUUAACCUAAACGUAGGCUUGGAAUUCAAGCUUUUUUUAUAUUUUGCCAUAUAUAUCUUCUUUUCAUAUUCGAAAGCAAAAUCUGACAUUUUUUAUAAGUGGAACAUUUUAAGAAAUAUCAUGGAAAUAGCACUUCACAACGAUGUAGUUUUAAACAUUUACACUUAAGAAUCAAAGAAAUAUUUAAAUGAGGGUCUUGAUAAUGUUAACAGUCAACCGUCAAAUCGCUUUUUUUAACCGUCAAUUGUCAAAAAAGGAACCAUCAAACCGACCACAUGAAAAUAUAUUUUCAUCUGAUAUGAGCAUUAUUCUGUAUAAUCUUCACCCACCUAGCUUUAGCUGUGCAACUAAUGCUUUCAGGCUUUUAUUAUUAAUAUGUAUAACUAAUAUUAAUUGCUUGUUGUUAGAUA
This is a messenger RNA of Exaiptasia diaphana, 1553 nucleotides long. RefSeq lists its product as uncharacterized. Gene Ontology annotation, cellular component: membrane. The coding region runs from base 623 to 1099 and encodes 158 amino acids. The record is from RefSeq and is a predicted model, not a curated record. The transcript is spliced from 2 exons. NCBI's taxonomy places the organism in Eukaryota, Metazoa, Cnidaria, Anthozoa, Actiniaria, Aiptasiidae.